Molecule: messenger RNA, 4269 nt
Organism: Epinephelus moara (kelp grouper)
Lineage: Eukaryota; Metazoa; Chordata; Actinopteri; Perciformes; Serranidae
Gene: irx5b
Product: iroquois homeobox 5b
Exons: 3
Coding region: 275-1543 (422 amino acids)
Biological process (GO): regulation of transcription by RNA polymerase II; neuron differentiation; cell development
Cellular component (GO): nucleus
Molecular function (GO): DNA-binding transcription factor activity, RNA polymerase II-specific; RNA polymerase II cis-regulatory region sequence-specific DNA binding
Source: RefSeq, a predicted model, not a curated record
CUGUCUCUCUCAGUCGGUCUCAGUCUCAGCAGUGUUCAGUCGAGCAGCAGCGGAAGUGGAAAACUUGCAGUAGAAACACACAAACUGAACUCAGCACCUCCUGCGAUGCUCCUGGAUGCUCCUCCGUUUUUAAACCUCCUCUUCCCUCCUUUUCUUCUUCUUCCUCUUCUUCUUCUCCUCCUCUUCUUCCCUCUGCCGUCUCGGGGAAACGCGCGCUGUGGCUCUCCGAUGUGAGUUCGCCCGUGCGUAAUAGUCCGGCUCCGUGCGCGCCGUCAUGGCUUAUCCUCAGGGUUUCCUCUUCCAGCCGUCCGUGUCCCUGUCUCUGCACUCCUGCCCGUCCUUCAGCUCCGGGGUCAUCUUAGGACCGAGGACGGAGGAGCUCGGCCGCUCCUCUUCGGGCUCAGCCUUCGCUCCGUACUCGGGAUCAGCGACCUCUCCCGGCUUCAACUCCCACCUACCGUACGGCGGGGAGCCCCGGGCCGCCGCCACCCUCAGCUCGUUUGUGAGUCCCAGCUAUGAUCCGUCCUCAGGGAUCUCUGGCUCCUUAGACUACCACCCGUUUGGGCCCCUGGGGCCGUACCCGUACGGAGACCCCUCGUACAGGAAGAACGCCACGCGAGACGCCACGGCCACGCUGAAGGCCUGGCUCAAUGAGCACCGGAAGAACCCGUACCCCACCAAGGGGGAGAAGAUCAUGCUGGCCAUCAUCACCAAGAUGACCCUGACUCAGGUGUCCACCUGGUUCGCCAACGCCCGCCGGAGGCUGAAGAAGGAGAACAAGAUGACCUGGACCCCGAGGAACAGGAGCGAGGAUGAGGAGGAGGAGGACAACAUCGACCUGGAGAGGAACGACGACGACGACGAGCCGAUGAAAGCCAACAGCGACGAGCCAGAGACGAAGAGCGACACUGCUUCUCGUCUUCCUGCCUCUGUGGGGACCUCGUGCGUGUUGGUGUACAGAGAGGACAGCGGCAGCAGCAGCGACACCGACCGGAGCUUCACUGAUCCCGACUUUAAAGACUCAGGGGACAGGAGGCUGCCCCUCAUCCCGCGCCCCACUUCCACAGGGGCCCCUCCCCACAACACACCCCCAGGAACAGUCAGAGCAUCGGAGCCGCAGCGACCAUCGAGCCCACCGUCAAAGGAGCACGUUGACUCCUGCAACCCCAUCCAGGGGCCAAACCCGGCCCCUAAACCCAAACUGUGGUCGCUGGCUGAGAUCGCCACGUCUUCAGAUAAAAGUAAAGGAUGUAGUGACUCUUCACAGAGCGUAGGGGCUCCCACCCACCCCACAUCCACAUCCCGGACCCCAUUCUCACACAGCACUGCCCUGCCCCGACACCUCUACUACACCUCCCCCUUCAUCCCCGGAUACUCCAGCUACGGCCCUCUGGGGCCCCUGCAUGGUGGCCCCGCCUCACAUUUAAAUGGAUUACAGCAGACGAUGCUGCAGAGAGCAGAGGCCAUAGCCAGAGACUGCAAACUACGCAGUCAGAGCCAGCUGGACCUGCACGAACUCAAGAAGGGCAUGACGAACGUGUGACCUGAACCUUUAACACUUUAUUUACUGGGACCAGUAGACCUGGACCCUGGAAGCAGUAAACCUGGGACCAGUAAACCUGGACCAGUAAACCUGGGACCAGUGACCCUGGGACGAGUGUUGGUGGAAUUCUCCUGUGAAAUGUCCUGGAUAUCAAAGAAAACUUUAUCGAACACAGACUGCCUCCUGCAGAGGCCUCUGACUUUUAUUUAGAAACACAAAUAUUCAAUUUUAGACGGUUUUUCUAUGUUGAUAAGAUGUAAUCUUUGUAGUGCGUUUCUGCACAGAACAUGAAGUAUCAUUAAAAGCUAGUUUUAUUAAUAUGGAUCUGACCACCUGCCAUUUGUCAAUGGAUGUUACACUCUUACUCACCUUAAAUUAACGACUCAGGAAAAAUAUGAUCAGAAGCUUUUAAUUAGAUCAACUGCAGCGUUUCAGGAGAAACUAGAUUUACCACCUUGCGGACGAAUCCGACAAGUUACAGUUUACAUCCAUGUCUGUGAGAACACGGAUGCUUCACACACAUCUUCCCUCCGGUAGCGCAGAAGAUCUAUACAGUCAGCACAGUUUCAAGAUCAGUGUCACCAAUUCCGUAUCUGAUUGAAUAACAGCCUGAAAAGUGUUUUUGCAGAACAUUAUGAUGUCACAUUGAAGUUGACCUUUGACCUUUUGGAUAUAAAAUGUCAUUUCUUCAUCAUCUUGUCCAGUUAGACAUUUGUGUGAAAUUUUGUCGAAUGAAUUCUUGAGUUAUGGCCAAAAACACGUGGGGGUCACAGUGACCUUUGACCACCAAAUUUUAAUCAGCUCAUUGUUGAAUCCAGGUGGACGUUUGUGCCAAAUUUGAAGAAAUUUCCUCAAGGUAUUCUUGAGAUAUUGCUCUGACAAGACCGGGACAGACGGAAAAACACAAUGCCUCCGGCCACGGCGUAGAAAGAAGUUGAAGGAUAAAGAUACGCAAAAAUUCUACCUCCUUCUCUUCUUCAUAUAUCACUCAGUAUGACUUCUCAUUAUCUCUGAUGUCCAUCCAGAAUAAACUUCCAUAAAGUCACUCAGAAGUCACAGAAAACAAGAAUCAUCAUGUUUUUAGGUUUUCUUCUGGAUCAAAUUAACGGACACUUUGACUACAUGGAAUCGAAGAAAGGAUAACAGGUUAAGAAGCUAUUCAGACUCAAUAGUAUUAAAAAGUCUUAAAUUUAAUUUACAGAAGUUAAAUGUCUUGUCUCUCGGCUGCUGUAGGCAGUGAUGUUAAUUCUAAAAUCUUUCUGUAUGUGAUUGUAGGCUGUCAGCAGAUGUUCUACACCUUUCUUUGUGGAGUUUCAGUCAAACUCCAUCACUACUGCAGCUACAGCAGCCAGGAGAUGUUGUGUUAGCAUUAGCAGCUUUGAAGCUUCAGUGAUAAUUAAAUGCAAAUAUUCAAAGCUUUGAUAUGAUGUGAUGCAACCGGGGGCGGUGUGGCAUAAUCGGAAUCAAUUAUAUUCAUAUGGGCUAAUCAACAACCUGAACCCAACCCGACUUUAGCGGGACUUGGCACCCCUAAGAGUGUGAGAGAGGGGAAGAGAAGGUGGAAGGUGGACUAUUGUACGCAAUGUUUCUGUAAGUUAUUAAUAACCAAACAUCAGGGGCAGGGCUGCAUCACUAGACGCAAAGCAAGCACUUUAUUACAGUUGGCAGGUGUGGAUAACCGUCCGCAACUCUUCUCUCCUGUUUCUGUUUCUCGUCAGACUCCCAAUUUCAUUGCUUGAAGCGAAGGUCAAUGACUGUGCUGAAGACGCUGGUCUCAUUCGUGUCCAACACUUCCUUUGAAUUUCCUCCACUAGUUUACUGAUGAAAAAACAAAACUAAAACACAAUGCAUUCAAAUACUGAUUUAAAUGUUGAUUACCUUGGCAGUGAUUGAAGCUCUGGAGCUUUGAAGCAUUCAGGUAACUUCUUGUAUGAAGGUAAUAUAAAAUAUCCACAGUGUAAAUGGCGGACUCCGCCACCGACAAUGAAGGCUACUAUAUAAAGAGAUAAUUACUGAAUGUCAAAACAUUAAAUGACUACUGCAGAAUAAACCAAUUGGCCAUAAAUAGAUUAAAAGAUGUGGUAUGAUUUCAUAAAAACAUUCAUGAUUAUAACGUUAAAUUAAUUUUUAAUUGAUUCAUUCAUUUUCUGUGGCUUAUCCAGGUCCAGGUCACAUUAGUUUAAUUAAUCAUAUCUUUAGAAAUUAUUAUUAUUUACUGCUGAGAAGUGCUGAAAAAAUGCAAUAUAAUAAUAAUAAUUUCUGAGUCAUAUGGUCCCGACUGGUUUUCCAUCAGCUUCUUUAAUGUGGCCAGAAUGAUGUUUAAACAGGUAUAAAAUAUUAUUCUAUGUGUGAUUAAAAAGGUCUUAAAAAGUCUUCAAUUUAUCUGUGUGAAAUCUGCAGAAAUCCAGGGGAAGCUUGCCUAAGGCGCCAAAUCUUCUCGGUCCAGCCUGUUGUUCUGCAUUGUGAUUUAAAGGUCCACUGUGUAAGAUUUAGGGGGAUUUAGUGGCAUCUAGUGGUGAGGAUUACACAUUGCAACCAGCUGAAACUUCUCCUGGUUAAAAUUCCGUCAGUCAACAUGGCAGUGUAAAAUGGCAAUCUCCGUAGACGAAGACCUGCUCCCUAUGUAGAUAUAAACAGCUCAAUCUAACAUAAUUAAGACACAAAGAUUCUUAUUUUCAGGUGAUUAUACACUAAAGAAAACAUACUUAUAUUAUAUUCGCCUAAAU